AUGUUGACAGCGGUGCAAAAACACCUGCGUGCAAUUGACACACGCUUGCCAAAGGCUGGUCCGAAGGAAGAGGCGACGCAGGAAGUGGAGGUAGUCGGGUUGACGCAUAAGCGAAUUACCGGGACCACCACGUAG
Molecule: messenger RNA, 135 nt
Organism: Peronospora matthiolae
Lineage: Eukaryota; Oomycota; Peronosporomycetes; Peronosporales; Peronosporaceae
Source: the annotation of a GenBank genome assembly